Messenger RNA from Aaosphaeria arxii CBS 175.79, 2214 nucleotides. RefSeq lists its product as uncharacterized. The coding region runs from base 98 to 1990 and encodes 630 amino acids. Gene Ontology annotation, molecular function: electron-transferring-flavoprotein dehydrogenase activity; iron-sulfur cluster binding. Lineage: Eukaryota; Fungi; Ascomycota; Dothideomycetes; Pleosporales. Gene Ontology annotation, cellular component: mitochondrial inner membrane. The transcript has 2 exons. Gene Ontology annotation, biological process: electron transport chain. The record is from RefSeq and is a predicted model, not a curated record.
GCGUCAUCGAAUUGCUUCCUACCGAGCUUGUGAAGAUAACCCAAAUGCUCGCCUUCGCCCGCGACUUUGCUCUCGCCCUCGAGCCCGUUCCCACAUAAUGGCUUCCAGAUCAAUUCCAACGUCGCUGUUGCGACGAGUGGUCUCGACCCCACAAUCCCACCGAAUCGCUUCAUCUCGAAUCCUCGCCCGCGUUCCAAAGUCUUGUCGCAAUCCGUUGCAAGCCUACCAUCCUGCCUUACGAAUUGCCGGACAAAGGAGGACGAUAUCGUCGACGGCACGACGGCGCCUGGCGGAUGUGGACGAUGCAUUCGACCCUCGACAACAGGAACGCGAGAGUGACGAGGUUGAUGUGUGCAUUGUUGGUGGGGGCCCCUCCGGUCUCGCUGCCGCGAUCAAGCUCAAACAAUUAGCCAAUGAGGCUGGCAACGAAGACUUUCGUGUCUUGUUGCUCGAAAAGGCGGGAGAAUUGGGCGACCACAUCGUAUCUGGAAAUGUUAUGGAGCCCGGUGCCCUCAAUGAGCUUCUUCCGGACUGGAACUCGGAGGACAAUCCCGACCGAUUCGAGCACACGACCCCAGCCAAGGUCGACAAGAUGAAAUUCCUUACCAAGAACAGCUCCAUCCCUCUUCCAAAGCCACCGCAGAUGAACAACCAUGGCAACUACAUCCUGAGUCUGAAUCAGCUGGUAAAGUGGCUUGGGGAGCGCGCGGAGGAAAUCGGAGUGGAAAUAUACCCCGGGUUCGCAGCUUCAGAGAUUCUUUACAACCACGAAGGUGUUGUCCGGGGCGUAGCUACCAAUGACUUGGGAGUUGCUAGAGAUGGCACGCCCAAAGAUUCCUUCGAGAGAGGGAUGGAGUUUCACGCCAAGGUGACAUUACUUGCCGAGGGUUGCCAUGGUAGCUUGUCAAAGCAGGUCAUCAAGAAGUACGAUUUGAGGCGAGACAGUUCACAUCAAACCUACGGAUUGGGCAUCAAGGAGAUAUGGGAGAUUCAACCGGAGAAGUUCGAACCAGGCCUCAUUGUACAUUCGAUGGGCUACCCACUGCCAUCGGAUACUUAUGGUGGUGGCUGGAUGUAUCACUUUGGUGACAACAUGGUCAGUAUUGGUCUCGUCGUUGGUCUGGAUUACCCAAACCCCUGGCUCGCUCCUUAUGGCGAAUUCCAGAAGAUGAAGCACCACCCAUUAUAUAAGAACUACCUAGAGGGCGGCAAAUGCAUCUCCUACGGCGCUCGAACCCUGAUCGAGGGAGGAUUCCAAUCGAUACCGAAGGUCGCAUUCCCCGGUGGUGCCCUCAUAGGUGACACGGCCGGAUUCAUCAACCUGCCCAAGAUCAAGGGCACUCACACUGCCAUGAGGUCAGGUAUGCUUGCCGCCGAAGCAACCUGGGAUGCUCUCCAGGCCAAUACCGAUGGCGGUACUGUCUUCCUCUACGAUUACGAGGACAAGCUGAGGAAUUCCUCGAUCUGGUCCGAGCUCAAGCAAGUCCGCAACAUGCGACCAUCAUUCCACACCAAAUUGGGACUGUACGGUGGUGUUCUUUAUUCAGGACUUGAGGCCUAUCUUUUCCGAGGCAAAGCACCCUGGACGUUAAAGCACGGAAAACCCGACCAUGCAGCCACGAAGCCAGCAGACCAAUGCAAGAAGAUCGAGUACCCCAAGCCUGAUGGAAAGAUCAGCUUCGACAUCCUCACGAGCGUCAGCCGAAGCGGGACGAAUCACGAAGAGGACCAACCCGUUCAUCUUCAGGUCAAGGACUGGGACAAGCAUGCGGAGAUGGAGUGGCCAAAGUACAAGGGAGUUGAGAACCGAUUCUGCCCUGCAGGCGUCUACGAGUACGUCGAGGACGAGACUAAAGAACUGGGAGUCCGCUUCCAGAUCAAUGCGCAGAAUUGCGUUCACUGCAAGACAUGUGAUAUCAAAGUUCCCGACCAGGAUAUCAACUGGGCGACACCACAGGGCGGCGAGGGACCCAAGUAUGUGCUAACAUGAUGAAUCGAUAGUAUGGUGGGAUAUUUGUCCAUAUAAAACCUUGUGCAAUUUUUGGAGUUUAUCGGUGAUACCAGUUCGAAAACGACAGGGAAUGUACAUUAGCCGAGGUUGCGAAAUAAGUCGUUAACAACGAUGGUUAAAGCAAAAGCGACAAGCACCGCGACAUCAUUAUACAGCUUAUUGUAUUAACUACAAGUAACUGUGACGUGAGAUCUUUAAGAAUG